AUGAUCCUAGAUAAAAAUGGUGACGAAGAAACGAUAUCGGAACAACCUCACUUUCCAGAGCAACCGAGCAAACCAAACGAAGCUAACUUAGGUUCAAGUUAUGACUUAUCUCAUCCCAUUGUUCAUCAUGCCCUUGAAAAACAACAUAAAGACAGACAUGACUGUGUUGAUCUAGCCAAAAUGCUGAGCGAAGCGGGCGUACUUUAUGAAAUCACCAUGUCGCCUGAACAAUAUAUUCAGGCAAUUGAUGAUGUUGUCUCCAACGAUUCUAACCCGUGGAAAGACCAUCUUUACGAGGGGCACUAUUCUCAUCUUUUCAGACUGAUUACCAUGGCCCAGCAACUUUCCAAUGGCGUCAGGCCACGUGGAAACCCCAGAAGCAAAGCCUACCACCUUCAGACCUCCUUGACACCCAUAAGUUUACGUGAGAAUGGAUGA
Melampsora larici-populina 98AG31 is the source of this 438-nucleotide messenger RNA. RefSeq lists its product as uncharacterized. The transcript has 3 exons. Bases 1 to 438 code for a protein of 145 amino acids. The record is from RefSeq and is a predicted model, not a curated record. Lineage: Eukaryota; Fungi; Basidiomycota; Pucciniomycetes; Pucciniales; Melampsoraceae.